CGGCGGUGGAGGCAGCUGGGGCUGGGCCGGGGUCGUGGCUCGGGACCGGCUCUGUGUCGGUGGUGGUGAGCAGCAGCCUGAACACCUUCUGUGCCCACAAGCGUUACAGUACCGGCCUCACCAUCGCCGAGUUCAAGUGCAAACUGGAGCUGGUGGUGGGCAGCCCGGCCUCCUGCAUGGACCUGGAGCUGUACGGUGCUGAGGAGGAGCUGCUGGGACGCCUGGACUGUGACGAGGCCCUGCUGGGCUCCUACCCCGUGGCCGAUGGCUGCCGCGUGCACAGUCCCUUUGGUCCUUCCUGCGCCAGCAGUGUUGGGGACAUUACGACGCUGAGGGGACACGGCGCCGGGCCCAGGAAGCAGUGCUGGCGGCUGCCCUCCCCCUUGGUGCCCGUUGCCAAGUCCGGCUACUGGGACAACCCUCCAAACUUGCCACCAUCAUGUUUGUGGGCCAAACCCACUUCAAGCCAGGCUACUGGGUGGGUGUCCGCUAUGAUGAGCCGCUGGGCAAGCAUGAUGGCAGUGUGGGCAGUCGCCGUUAUUUCGAGUGCCAGCCCAAGUACGGCGCCUUUGUCAAACCCCAGAGCGUCACCCCCGGGGACUUCCCUGAGGAGGAGGACGGCCUCGAGGAUGAGCUGUGAGGGGACACCGGGGGGGGGGGGGCCCACUGGGGGAAACCACAGCCUCAAAUCGCUGUGUUUUUCCCUUGUUUUGGGGUGCCCCCCCCGCUCUGUCCCCUUCCCCCCCAAGCGCAUCCCAGUGCUGGUUUCACCCCAAAAUUCCCCCCCUCCCCCCGUCCCCCUUCUGGCGGGGGGCGAGGCUCCCCGCGCCAGCCACGCCCUCUCCCUGCUAGAAGGUGGGGAGAGGGCGUGGCGUGCGGUGUGCUGCAGCCAAUGGGCGGGCGAGUUGAGGAGGAGGAGGCGGUGCCGGAAGGAGUGGCCAAUGGGCGGGUAAGUGGGGCCGGGGUGGGGGGGCGACCCUACAAUAACAACCC
Molecule: messenger RNA, 993 nt
Organism: Harpia harpyja (harpy eagle)
Lineage: Eukaryota; Metazoa; Chordata; Aves; Accipitriformes; Accipitridae
Gene: TBCB
Product: tubulin folding cofactor B
Exons: 5
Coding region: 177-953 (258 amino acids)
Biological process (GO): post-chaperonin tubulin folding pathway; cytoplasmic microtubule organization; tubulin complex assembly
Cellular component (GO): cytoplasm; nucleus; microtubule plus-end
Molecular function (GO): alpha-tubulin binding; microtubule plus-end binding
Source: RefSeq, a predicted model, not a curated record